Messenger RNA from Alternaria novae-zelandiae, 984 nucleotides. RefSeq lists its product as uncharacterized. Lineage: Eukaryota; Fungi; Ascomycota; Dothideomycetes; Pleosporales; Pleosporaceae. The record is from RefSeq and is a predicted model, not a curated record. The transcript has 2 exons. Bases 1 to 984 code for a protein of 327 amino acids.
AUGUCGAGUGCAGAGCCAGCCGUGUCUACUGCUGGAGGCAACGAGAGUGACACAUCAGAACAAGGAAGGAGCGAAGCGAGUUCAUCCAGCCAAGAUACUUCCCCAACCAACGAGAGUGACACGACAGAACAAGGAAGGAGCGAAGCGAGUUCAUCCAGCCAAGAUACUUCCCCAACCAACGAGAGUGACACGACAGAACAAGGAAGGAGUGAAGCGAGUUCAUCCAGCAAAGAUACGUCCCCGACCAAGGAUACAUCGCCAGAGGAAGAAGACGCUCCUGUUGAAGUUGAGGAAUAUAAAUACAUCACAUGGACCAAAACAAUAAGCUCGAAGAAGAGGUUCAAGACCAAGUACUCAAAAGAGUGUGACGAGCUAAAAGCUCUCAUUGCAAGACUAUGGCCUAAAGUUCGUGGCUAUCAUCCUGAAGUUAUCGUCCGCCACAAAGACGGACCAAAUUAUCUCGUCGACGUAGCUGAUGCGGAUGACAAAGACUCGGAGGAUAAGAUUACGCUAUUACCGCAAGGCGAGCUCCCUUCGAAACCGAAGCUUAGAGUUGCAAUCAUGGACUUGAUUGAGGAACUAAAGUCCCUGGACGAAGAUAAGAGCUGGAAUGCGGUUGAUUUGGAGGACGUCGACGCCGUUGAGGCAGAAACUGGAAUUCUCAAGGAGCGUUUGCAGGCCACAUGUCCGGAACGCUGGGAGCUGCGGGGAAAACCGAAGGGAAAACCACCAGUAUGGCAUUCGAUAAUCGAAAAAACGAAGGAUGGUCGACACUGGGAACGCAUUGGUUCGAAAGACUUUGACUCGGAGCUCAAGAUGGCUCUAUGGAUGAGGAGGCAAGUGAAAAGAGCGCUACUUGCUUCCCUGGAUACAGCGAAGAACGAUCAGCCAAAGAGGGAGUCGGCAAAGAAGGAUUUGCCAAAGAAAGAUUCGGCGAAGAAACCACAGAGAAACGGUUACUGGGUGAGGAACCAAAAAAAGUGA